Molecule: messenger RNA, 432 nt
Organism: Aspergillus fischeri NRRL 181
Lineage: Eukaryota; Fungi; Ascomycota; Eurotiomycetes; Eurotiales; Aspergillaceae
Exons: 2
Coding region: 1-432 (143 amino acids)
Source: RefSeq, a predicted model, not a curated record
AUGUCUAGCGAAACCUUCUACAAGACCCAACAGGACCUUCGCAAGCCCGAAUCCCAUGCUUCUCAUGCCGCCGGUGGAAACACACCUGCCAAUUCCAAUGUCUCUGCUAUGAAGUCCAUCGUCGAUGAGCACACAGACAAGGCCAAGGCCAUCGAAGAACGCAAGGCCAACCUGCCUUUGCCAGACCAGCCUCCCGUCGCCAGCGACUGGCAGUCUGCAGACCAGAGAGCUGUCAACGUCGGCUCCGGCGGCGUACAAGGAUCCGUCUCCGGCGAGAGUAACACCGCUCUAAGGGGGCCCGCUACUGCAGAAAGCAGCGCACGGAAGUCAGGAGAGGAAUUGCACAAGGAAACUCAGCCCACAGGCAAGGUUGGUCGCCAAGCCACGGAAGGACUUUCGGAUAUCCCGGGGGAUGCUAAGGCUCGGAAAUAA